AUGACAAAAGAUUCACAAAGACAAUUGGAAGAUGAAGAACGUGUUUAUUUGAGCAAUUUUGGUGUAAAUGUUGUUAAAUUAAGAACUUCUCUUCAUGGUAUUUUAGAAAGUUGUGAAUUAAUGGAAGAAAGCAAGUUAAAUGAAGUUCAAGCUGAAUUUGUUAAAAGCGAAAAAGAUAAUGAUAUUAAAAUAGUGAAUAGGAAUAAUAAAAAGAAAAAAGAACAGAAGGAACGAAUUGAUUUAGUCAAAUUAUUAGAAGUAUCUGAAGCUUGUUUCAUAGGUCAACAGAUGUUUACUGAUAUAUAUAAUAAUAAGAUAGCGAUUCUAUGA
Molecule: messenger RNA, 330 nt
Organism: Rhizophagus irregularis DAOM 181602=DAOM 197198
Lineage: Eukaryota; Fungi; Glomeromycota; Glomeromycetes; Glomerales; Glomeraceae
Source: RefSeq, a predicted model, not a curated record